Moesziomyces antarcticus is the source of this 1836-nucleotide messenger RNA. RefSeq names its product DnaJ protein. Gene Ontology annotation, cellular component: cytoplasm. The record is from RefSeq and is a predicted model, not a curated record. The coding region runs from base 1 to 1836 and encodes 611 amino acids. Lineage: Eukaryota; Fungi; Basidiomycota; Ustilaginomycetes; Ustilaginales; Ustilaginaceae. Gene Ontology annotation, biological process: response to heat; protein refolding. Gene Ontology annotation, molecular function: ATP binding; heat shock protein binding. The transcript has a single exon.
AUGCACACGACGCCAGCUCGAGGCGCCGUCGCCCGACUGGCGCCGCUCGCGCCCUCCUCCACCUCGGCCGCAUCCACCCUCACCACCGUGCCUCGCCGCCCCUUGGCCUCGCACCGUCGCCACGACGCUACCGCCUCGAGCUCCUCCACGGCAGCAAAGCUUCCGUCUUCGUCGCGCUCGCUCAUCACGCUCUCUCGUUCGGCCGUGCGCACCUCCUCGUCGGGCCGCAUUGCUAGGCCCGUGUGCGCCACGUGUGGCGAUGCUCCGCGCACCUUCUCCUCCUCUGCCGUCCAGAGCGCAUCGGCAAAGGACCCCUACUCGGUGCUCGGCGUCAAGAAGGAUGCUGACGUCAAGGACAUCAAGCGCGCCUACUACGGUCUCGCCAAAAAGUACCACCCGGACACCAACAAGGAGAAGGGGUCCAAGGAACGCUUUGUAGAGAUCCAGAACGCUUACGACCUGCUCAGCGACGACAAGAAGCGCGCCGCCUACGAUCAGUACGGCACCACCGACGGUCAGCCUGGCUUCGACCCCUUUGGAGGCGGAGGCUCGUCGCCGUUUGGUGCCGGCGGCUUCGGUGGCUUCCAGGACUUUGGUGGCUUCUCCAACGCCGGCAAUGCCGGAUCCAUCUUUGAGAGCCUUUUCGGUGCGUUUGGCGGCGGCGCGCGGCCGGGACAGCGCGGUCCGGGCUUUGGUGGGGCGGGAUUCGCCGGCGAGGCGCGCGGCGAGGAUCUCGAGACCACGGUCAACCUCACGUUCGAAGAGGCGUGCAAGGGCACCAAGCGCAAGGUGGUCAUCAACCCCAUCGAGCGCUGCGGCUCCUGCACGGGCUCGGGACUCAAGGCGGGCGCCAAGAAGAGCACCUGUGGCACGUGCAACGGCACGGGCACGCGCACCUUUGUCAUUCAGAGCGGCUUCCAGAUGGCCACUACCUGUCCGUCGUGCGGCGGCGCCGGCGCAACCGUGGCUCCGGGCGACAGCUGCAAUACGUGCGACGGUGUCGGAAGGAUUCGAGGACGCAAGGAGGUUGAGAUCGAGCUGCCCGCCGGUGUUGACGAUGGCUUCCGCAUCCGCAAAGAUGGCUUUGGCGAUGUGCCGCUCUCGGGUGCCGGCACGCCCGGGUCGCUGUAUGUGCGCAUCAACGUUUCGCCCUCGCGCAUCUGGAGACGACAGGGCUCGACGCUCUUCUUCCCGGCCACGAUUCCAUUCCAUACGGCAGUGUUGGGUGGCAAGGUGCGUGUACCCACGCUGGAUGGGCCUGUCGAGGUGCGCGUGCCCGCAGGAACGCAGGUGGGCGAAGAGAUGAUCCUGCCCGGGCGUGGUGUGCCCUCGCCCACGCGCAGGGGGCAGAAGGGCGACCUGAUGGUGCAGUUCGAAGUGAGCAUGCCACGAUCGCUCACAAAGCGCCAGCGCGAGAUCCUCCAGCAGUAUGCCGACGAGGUCGAGGGUCGUGCAUCCACCGCAUCCACCGCAUCGACCGCCUCGCAGGGGGCGGCUAGCAGCAAGACCAAGGCGGACAACUCGACGGCGUCAGCAGGCGGCAAGGAGUCGCCAAAGGCAUCGUCGGAUGCUACAUCCAAUGCCAACUCGACGGCGAGUGGCAAGGCUGCAUCCACAGCUUCGACAGGUUCAUCCAAGCAGGCGAAAAAGAGUGCUGCAGGUAGGUUCUCCAUCCAUCCAUCGUCUCGGUCCGACGAUACGACUACACACGGCUCCGCAUCGCCUUCACCAGCGUCUGAGACGCCAAGUGGCUCGACGGUGGAAUCUGCGGAGACGACCGAGUCGCAUAGGGGGUUGCUGGGUCGCACUUGGGACUGGAUGACCGGGCGCAAGUGA